AAAGAGUAAAGCUUGGAAAGGGGGAGUGGAUGUGAACUCGAUCGAAGGUUGAAAGAAGGUUGCGUGCUGCAUCAGGUGCGUCUGAAUGGAAAAGAGAUUCCGUUCGGAGGAGGUUGUUUUUGGUAGUGGCUAGCUCCGUUUCACAAAUUCAUGGUGGAAUCAUCGAUGAGGCCAGGAGUUGGAGGCAGGCUUGGUUAGCGCUGACGGCUUGCUUCAUUCUUCAAGCAGCCCUGAAUUCUUGAUUGAGCCGGCGUGUAGUCUCCCAGAGCCCGUUAUCACGGAGUUCCCAAAUCAGCCGCCGCCCCAUCCCCCCGGCGAGCAGCGGCAGCCGGCGUCGCAGCCGUCCACUCGGCUGCCUCGAGGCACUGAUCCGCGAGGCGGGGAGGAGGCGAUGCCGCCAGGAGGAGGAGGAGAAGGAGGCAGGCAUGGCAGCACGGUGCAGAGCCACCCAGUGGCGACCGUCCGCCGCGACGAGGACGCCCCGCCCCAUUCUUCGCCGCCGCUCCCCGACAAUCCUCCGAAAAGGAAUCGGGAACCCGAACAAGCCGUUUAUGUCCUUUACAGGAGAAGAAGCAGAAGCAGGAGCAGGUGCCGAGCCUCCCCGAGGGCGCCCUCGUGGAGAUCCUUUCGCGAGUGCCCUACAGGUCCCUCUGCCGCUUCAAGUGCGUGUCCAAGCCGUGGCUCGCCCUCUGCUCCGCCCGGAACAUCCUCAAGAGGUCGCCACAGACCCUCUCCGGCUUCUUCUACUACCAACACAGACGGCUCAAUUUCCGCAAUUUGUCUGGGAGACGUUUGCCUGUCGUCGACCCAUCUCUCGCUUCGCUUUCUUGCGGAAUAGCUACCAACACUUUUAUAUAGAACAAUUCUGCGACGGUCUUCUCCUCUGCAGCUGCUGGAAUUCGUAUUUGGAAGAAGAAAGGGAUUAUGUUGUCUGCAAUCCUGCAACUAAAGAGUGGAUUGUGCUGCCUCCUGUAGUAUUUCCAAGUCAUGAUAAAGUGUGGAGCUACCCGUUGAAAGUCACACCGUUCGUUCACUUAGGUUUCGACGCUGCUGUUCCGUCCCACUUUGCGGUGUUUGCAACCCCUAGCAAUGUUGAUUAUGAUUCUGAAGAAGUGGGUAUCUACUCAUCAAAAACUGGACACUGGACUUACAUGCAGAGUAAGUGGGCUUCCGUAGAUUAUGUGGAUCACGCUAGAUCCGCACGUGUCUUCCUCAAUGGCACCAUGCAUUUGAUUACCCUUUGUAAAUCAAUAUUCACAGUCAACGUUGAGGGGAAAGUUUGGAGGGAGAUUCAAAUGCCAGAUUACAUUAGCUCUGAUGUUAAUGACAUGGACUCUGAUACUGAUGACAUGAGCUCUGAUGUUUACAUUGGGCGGUCUCAGGGACAGUUGUAUCUCUGGCACAUAGAUCAUCUCCAUGAUUGCCAACUCCAUAUUUGGGUUCUUGAGGAUUAUGUUACUGGAAAGUGGACCCUAAAGCACACUGUUAAAGUUCUGGAGCUGUUUGGAAGGCAUUCUCGCAAAGAUGAUGAAUUCUAUCAGAUGUUUGCAGUUCAUCCAGAUUGUGAUAUUAUUUUCCUUACCGACAAGAACAUGACAUUGUCGUAUGACAUGGAUAAUCAGAAAGUGCAUGUUAUCAGCACUGAAGGCAUAUAUGGUGUGCCUUAUAUUCCCUGUUUUGAGGAAUUGUCAUCAGCUGGUCACUAAAGGGUCAGUGGUUGCUAUGGGGCAUACUCUUCUCGUUUCAUGCCAUUGCUUAGAUAUAUUUUCGAACUCAUAUGUCUACAGUUUUGUAUACCUUUCUGUUGGUGUUUGGGUGCAUAUCUUUUGUGGCUUUGAACAAUAUUUGUCAGCAAAGUCACUAUAAGGGUACUGCUUAGAUUAUGAAUGAACCUUGUCAGUUAAUCUAUUUGCUGUCAUGUAAUAAUAAUUAUUGUGGCCACUCGUUAGCUCUUGAUGUAGGGUAAUAUAAGACAAUGGGAGUGUAUUAUCUAUCUUUGAUAUCAUUUGCAUUUUCA
Triticum urartu is the source of this 2017-nucleotide messenger RNA. The record is from RefSeq and is a predicted model, not a curated record. NCBI's taxonomy places the organism in Eukaryota, Viridiplantae, Streptophyta, Magnoliopsida, Poales, Poaceae.